UGUGGCGCAGAUGAUUUUCUCUGUCUGAAGACUGAAGUCCAGAAGAUGAGUGUUUGUGUGGAGGAAGAAGAGGACAGAGCAGAGUGUCCAGGAUCCAUCUGUCUAUCUAUGAAGAGUGACAGGUCCAAAGAGAAUCCUCCAGACAUCAGUAAUGAACCUGGACCCUCAGACACAAAAGGUCAGGACCACAGACUGAGAGCAGAGUCUCCAGGAUCCAUCUGUCUGUCUAUGAAGAGAGCAAGGUCCAAAGAGUUUAAUCCUCCAUACAGUAAUGAACCUGGACCCUCAAGUGGUCUGCAGGAGGUUUUAGAUGAACAUAAGAUCAGUCUGAGGAGGAGAUGUGAACGUGUGACUGAAGGAACUGAUGGUACAGGAAGUGAAACCCUCCUCAACACGAUCUACACUGAGCUCUACAUCACAGAGGGACAGAGUGAAGAGGUUAAUACCCAACAUGAAGUGAGGCAGCUGGAGACAGCUUCCAAGAUGAAGACCCUCCAUGACACUCCAAUCAAGUGCCACGACAUCUUUAAAGCCUUACCUGACCAACAGAGAUGCAUCAGAGUCGUUCUGACGAAUGGUGUCUCUGGUGUUGGAAAAACCUUCUCAGUGCAGAAGUUCACUCUGGACUGGGCAGAGGGCUCUGAAAACCAAGACGUCAGUCUGCUGGUUCUGCUUUCGUUCAGGGAGCUGAACCUGAUCAAAGAUGAGCAGUACAGUCUUCUCAUGCUGCUCCACGUUUUCCAUCCAACAUUAAAAAAGGUCACAGCAGAGAAGCUCGCUGUCUGUAAAGUGUUGUUCAUCUUUGAUGGCCUGGAUGAAAGCAGACUUUCACUGGAUUUCAGAAACAGGGACGUCAUGUCUGAUGUCUCACAGAAGUCACCUGUCAACGUGCUGCUGACAAACCUCAUCCAGGGAAAUCUACUUCCCUCGGCUCUGGUCUGGAUAACUUCCCGACCUGCGGCAGCCAAUCAGAUCUCUCCUGCAUGUGUUGAUAGGGUAACAGAAGUACGAGGCUUCACUGAUGCCCAGAAGAAGGAGUACUUCAGGAGGAGAUCCAGUGAUGAAGAGCUGUCCAGAAGAAUCAUCUCACACAUCAAGACAUCCAGGAGCCUCCACAUCAUGUGUCAGAUCCCGGUCUUCUGUUGGAUCUCUGCUACAGUUCUGGAGCACAUGUUGACCACAGAGCAGAGAGGAGAGCUGCCCAAGACCCUGACUGACCUGUACUCAAACUUCCUGCUGGUUCAGACAAAGAGGAAGAAGUACAAGUAUAAUGAAAGACAUGAGACAAGUCCACCGGAGCUGACGAAGGCUGACAGGGAAGUUCUUCUGAAGCUGGGGAGGCUGGCGUUUGAACAUCUGGAGAAAGGAAACAUCAUGUUUUACCAAGAAGACCUGGAGCAGUGUGGUCUUGAUGUCACAGAGGCCUUGGUUUACUCAGGAGUUUGUACAGAGAUCUUUAAAAGAGAGAGUGUGAUCUCCCAGAAAACAGUCUACUGCUUUGUUCAUCUGAGCAUUCAGGAGUUUCUGGCUGCAGUCUACAUGUUCCACUGUUACACAGAGAGGAAGACAAGAGAGCUGAGGACUUUCCUGGGACAAGAUGACAAACACUGGGAUUCACAACCUUUUAGCUGGAACACGGCGUAUUUUGGAAAUAACAAUAGCAGCUACCCAUCACUCGAUGUCCUCCUGAGUGAUGCCAUGGAGAAAUCCCUCCAAAGUAAAAAUGGCCACCUGGACCUGUUUGUUCGCUUCCUUCAUGGCCUGUCUCUGGAGUCCAACCAGAGACUCUUGGGAGGCCUUCUGGGUCAGACAGAGAACAGACCAGAAAUCAUCCAGAGAGCCAUCAACAACCUGAAGAAGAUGAACAGAGAUGAUAUCUCUCCUGACAGAAGCAUCAACAUCUUCCUCUGUCUGAUGGAGAUGAACGACCGCUCAGUACAUCAGGAGAUCCAAGAGUUCCUGAAGUCAGAGAACAGAUCAGAGAAGAGACUCUCUGAGAUCCACUGUUCAGCUCUGGCCUACGUUCUGCAGAUGUCAGAGGAGGUUCUGGAUGAGUUGGACCUGAAGAAGUACAACACAUCAGAGGAGGUACGACGGAGACUGAUCCCAGCUGUGGGGAACUGCAGAAAGGCAGUGUUGAGGGGCUGCAGGUUGUCAGAGAUCAGCUGUGCUUCUCUGGCCUCAGCUCUGAAGUCCAACCCCUCCCAUCUGAGACACCUGGACCUGAGAGGAAACAACCUGCAGGAUUCAGGAGUGAAUCAUCUGUGUGGUUUUCUGCAGAGUCCAGACUGUGGACUGGAGACUCUGAGGUUGAGGGGCUGCAGGUUGUCAGAGAUCAGCUGUGCUUCUCUGGCCUCAGCUCUGAAGUCCAACCCCUCCCAUCUGAGAGACCUGGACCUGAGUUACAACAACCUGCAGGAUUCAGGAGUGAAGGAUCUGUGUGGUUUUCUGCAGAGUCCAGACUGUGGACUGGAGACUCUGAGGUUGAGUCACUGCAGUUUGUCAAAGAUCAGCUGUGCUUCUCUGGCCUCAGCUCUGAAGUCCAACCCCUCCCAUCUGAGAGACCUGGACCUGAGUGAAAACUGGGACCUGCAGGAUUCAGGAGUGAAGGAUCUGUGUGGUUUUCUGCAGAGUCCAGACUGUGGACUGGAGACUCUGAGGUUGAGGGGCUGCAGGUUGUCAGAGAUCAGCUGUGCUUCUCUGGCCUCAGCUCUGAAGUCCAACCCCUCCCAUCUGAGAGACCUGGACCUGAGUGACAACUGGGACCUGCAGGAUUCAGGAGUGAAGGAUCUGUGUGGUUUUCUGCAGAGUCCAGACUGUGGACUGGAGACUCUGAGUUUGAGUUCCUGCAGUUUGUCAGAGAUCAGCUGUGCUUCUCUGGCCUCAGCUCUGAAGUCCAACCCCUCCCAUCUGAGAGACCUGGACCUGAGUGGAAACUGGAACCUGCAGGAUUCAGGAGUGAAGGAUCUGUGUGGUUUUCUGCAGAGUCCAGACUGUGGACUGGAGACUCUGAGGUUGAAUUCCUGCUGGUUGUCAGAGAUCAGCUGUGCUUCUCUGGUCUCAGCUCUGAAGUCCAACCCCUCCCAUCUGAGACACCUGGACCUGAGUGAAAACAACCUGCAGGAUUCAGGAAGACUUUCUACUGCGGCUCUCACUGCCUCUAUCGAGCCCACUGACAAAGACACAUUCCCUGAGGAAAUCCGACGGGACUUUGACUCCACAAACAACACGAAAAAGAAGGAAACCAGGAGGAGGAAGAAAAAGGGCGGAAUUAGAGCUAGACUGAAGAGGGAGAAAUGCAGAUAUCGUGCGCUCACGUCUGUCAUCCUGGUGAAUGUGCGCUCUUUGAGCAACAAGGUGGACGAGCUGCAGCCCAAUGUUAACUACAUGCACGGAUAUAGAACUGCAUCAGUGCUCGCUUUCACAGAAACUUGGCUUGGCAAUAAUGACAGUGAUGACACGCUGCACAUCGACGGCUUUGCCCCCGGAUCCGACUCGACCGGGACACAGAACGCACCGGGAAGCUACAUGGCGGAGGUGUGUGUUUCUACGUAA
This is a messenger RNA of Toxotes jaculatrix (banded archerfish), 3555 nucleotides long. Its product is annotated as NACHT, LRR and PYD domains-containing protein 14-like. The coding region runs from base 46 to 3555 and encodes 1169 amino acids. The transcript has 11 exons. Gene Ontology annotation, molecular function: protein binding. NCBI's taxonomy places the organism in Eukaryota, Metazoa, Chordata, Actinopteri, Toxotidae. The record is from RefSeq and is a predicted model, not a curated record.